AUGACCAUAGAAUCUAAUAAAAUGAAAGAUAUUUUGUUGCUUCAAAUGACCUCAAAGUAUGAAGACCCACGCCUAUGGAUAGACAACUACCUAGCAAACCCAUCAGUUUCUGAAACGGAAGUUAAUCACCUGAGAUCUGUUAUGCAAAGGGAUCAAGCACUCAAGAAGGCAGAUAGCGAGAGAAUCUAUGACUUAGUUGGAUCAUUUCCUUCUAAACUACAACCUGAAAUUCUACUCAGUAAUAUGAACCAAUUGCGUAAUAAAAUUCCAGCAGUUCCUGGUAGUGGCUUUGUAUCAACUUACACCACAAUUAUCCAAUCUAAUGAUAUAAACCCAGUUGAAGAUGAGGAUUACAUGUCACAUUUAGAAUAUCUUCACAAACGCAGAUCAUAUGCAACAUUACAGUUACGUAGAUUUACAUCCAAAUUCUCAAAGUUAUGUCCAAUAUGUUUACAUCAAUUUAAUUCAUUAACAGAAACGUAUCGAUGUAUUAAGUGUAUUCGUAAUGUUUGCCGAAAUUGUGCAUGCAAAAUAUCAUUGUCAAAUUCGAAUAUUUUAUGUAAAGAGUGUUGGGAAAUUGCGAAAUGUAUCUGUAAAACAGGUGAUUGGUUUAAUCAUUAUACUGAAACAAAAGAAACCAGUCCGUUAAAAAUUGAUUUAAGAUUUGAACCACUUCAAAAUAAUCUACGUAAGACAAAAAGUGAAAUGAUUUCAAAACUGAAUAAUUCAUCAAAAAAUAUUGCUAACUCACCUUCUAAACCAAAUGAUGAGAAUGAGAAGAGCUCAUUGAAUCAAAUGUUAUUAGAAGAAACUCAUCCAGUUAAAAGUAAAGAAAAAUCGAAAUCUAAGUCACCACAAACUUUAAAAACUCAAAACUCGUGGGAGUAUUUAAAAUCUGGCUCUCAAAGUACAAUAGAUAAAAAGUUAUCUGGAUUCUUAGAACAAUCAACACUUUCUCGUUCUCAGUCGUGUGAUUAUUUGGGUAAAAUAAAUGACUCGUCUGAAGAUCAUGAAGAGUUCAAAAAGAAGUCUGGAAGACGAAGACGCCUAUUACGACUAAAAAGACUAUUGAAGAAGAGUAAAUCAUUCAAAUCAAAUCACUAUAAAGCUUAUAAUGAAAUGGAUGAAUUAGUUCAUGGUGAAAUUGAUGUAUCAAUGGAAUAUAAUGCUCAAGAUCAACAACUUGGAGUUAGUUUAUGGGCUGCUAAUAAUUUAGCACAUGAAAAAUAUAUAAUCGGCUUACCUCAUGCUACAAUCUCAUUGCUUCCAGAUAAUGUCAAAUAUAAUCUCAAAGUAUCUGGUAACAAUAAAUGGGAUGGAAGAGAUGCAGUUUUUGAUCUUAGUGUUUGUUUUACAGUACAUAGAUGUGAUUUAAACAAGAAGAUUAUUGUAAUAAAGUUAUGGUCUAGAAAUGGUAUAAAAUCACAAUUCACCAUUGGCCAAACUGUUAUUCCUAUAAAAGAAUGUAAUCUUUUAUUCUCACCAUGUAGAAAGUGCUUCCAAUUGAUAAGUGGAAAUAAUUCAAUCAUUACAAAUCCUAACAUAAAUACAGCUUACUACGGUGAAAUCAAACUUGCUUUACGUUUUGCAAUAUCUGAUUAUCAGAAAAAAGUGUUGUGUGUAACUGAUGAAGCUAUUGAUUUGAUUGGCGUAUUAAAUGUAUGGAUAAAGGAAGGAAAGAAUUUACAUUCACAAAAAGCUGGUACAGAUAUAAAUUCUUACGUGACCGUGGAACUAACUGAUCCUGAACACAAAACAGAAUGUCGAAGUACUGAUCAAAUUCUACGAAGUGAUCAACCAGUUUGGAAUAGUUUACUUCAGUUUUCAGACAAACAUCUUAGUGAAUUAAUCGAAUCUACUAUGAAAAUAUUUAUUUGGAAUCGUUCAAGUAGCUUUAGUGAUCCAGAACUAUUGGGGAUCGUACAAAUUGCCAAUAAAGAAGAAUCUGAAUUAAUGGAUACGAUCAAUGAUAACAACGUAAACGCUAAUGUAUAUCAAGGCAGUACAAUAACGAAAAGUACAUCAUUGUGGGAAUCUGUAAUAUCUAAACCUGGUGACUGGAUAGAAGGUCUGCUUAAUAUUACAGCUCCUAAUAUAAAAUAA
Molecule: messenger RNA, 2103 nt
Organism: Schistosoma intercalatum
Lineage: Eukaryota; Metazoa; Platyhelminthes; Trematoda; Strigeidida; Schistosomatidae
Source: the annotation of a GenBank genome assembly